Molecule: messenger RNA, 1211 nt
Organism: Sabethes cyaneus
Lineage: Eukaryota; Metazoa; Arthropoda; Insecta; Diptera; Culicidae
Exons: 2
Coding region: 13-633 (206 amino acids)
Source: RefSeq, a predicted model, not a curated record
UUCACAGUGAAAAUGUCCUCUCAGCUUUUGAAUUGUUUAAUAGUAAUAACCAUAUGUUCAACGUUAGUUGUAUGUGACAAAUACGUUAACAAAUUCAACGACAUAUAUGGCUGCAAGCAGACGAAUGCCGUAAAUGGUUACACCCAUGCAAUAGAAUUUAUUCCUACGGAAAACUUUCAAAACACUGGCCAUGGUCAAAAUUCCACCCUGUUUCGUAUUGGAAUUCUCGGUCCAAGUUACGCAGUAAUCCGUUUUUCGAAAAUCGCCAUGCCCUACAAUAAAGACACUGUACACGAAAUAGCGUUUGGAACGAGCUAUAACCAGUACACAGAAGUACGACGCCAGAUUCGAAACAACGCUAAGCACUACAAGAAUCAAGUGCUAGCAACAAUUUCGACCCCGAAGAUUCUCUCCGAAUUGGAACCAUUUGUGAUUACGGUUGAAUUCCUCCCGGGAGGAUCAGUGCAGCUUACGAGACUCAAUGAAACGGUCCCAUUUUUAGUGUUUUCGGAUCCAAAAGCUGAGAUUUCUUACAACUACAUAGGAUUCUCGAGCCAUUUAGUCAAAGUGAUAUUUUUCUUCGACUGUCCGAUGAUGAAUUUCCACUUGUGGACCGACACGUUAAAAUUAUGAACGAAGAAAUAUUUUAUGUAACAUGUAAGCUCAGCGUUUUGCUUUAGCGGAUCUCCGUAUAAUAAACUUUGAAGCUGUCCAAUGUAAUGUUAUCAGUUAAAUUAGGGCACAGACAAACAGACAUAACACUCGUUUUCCAUUCUUCGUACCGAUUAAACCGUCAUUUCAAAUUUAUUCUUAGUUGGGAAUGUCUCCGGUUUGGUCAAAGUGGCGCUUUUUUACGAAAGAACGGGAAUUCCCCAUAAAAAAUACUUGCUACUUCGAGGGAUACCCAUGUUGCUAUUUAAUAUUUGGGAAUGUCGAUCAUAGAUGGUGCUAGUGUUUAAGCUAAAAGUGAGGUACGAUAAUUUUUGUUGAUUUUUCUCCAAGAGUUAUGUCUGUUUGUCUGUGAUUAGGGUAUACCUUGUAGCUAUGUAAUUAUCUUGAGUCAUGUUAGCUUUAGCAGAGAAUGAGCAAACGCGUUUCGGACAAGUUAAAAUAACUCAAAACUUAAAAAACUAAAUUUACUAUUUACUACGAAAUUUUUCUCAUUUUACUUUAUUAUAAUGAAAAAAUAAAGAAAUUAUUGUGUAUUUUAU